UUUGACCGUGAAGUAAAGUAAUAUUAUAAUUGAAAAAGACCACUACAGUCUAGUCUAGUCAUGUCUGUAUUGCAACUUUGCAGAAGAUCUAGCAGGAAUUUUCAGCUUGCAGCAAGACAUACAGCUCUAGUAUCCAUUGGAUCACCAUCCUGUCAGCUUGCAAGUCCUCAUGUCAGCCAUCUCAAGGCACAGCAACUCAACUCUGCCCUCUACCACAUACACAAUGAUCACAGAUACUACAGCUCAUCAUCUCCUAAGUCGUUUGCUACUAAAUGGUUGAUGAGGAGGGUGUAUGCUGCUCUAGCACUCCUGGGCAUCACGGGCGGAGCUCUAAUCCUGAUCCAAAGUCAGGUACGCUCUGCAGCGGACAAGCUCUCGUGGGUGGAGAACCUCUACCCCUCCGAGAUAGCUGGGAGGAUGGGCCGAGGAUUUGACUCCAUGUCAGAGUGGCUCAAGUCAUCUCCACAGGAGAGCAGCCCCGCCCACAGUGGAGGGGAUGUCCCUAACAGGACCUCAAGACUUUCUGCAAGCUCAGCCUCGCCUUCCCGCAUCAGCGAGUCCAAAGACAGACUACUCACUAGUGAGAUUAAAGAGCUUCAGGCAAAACUGCAGUCCAUAGAGAAAGACAACUACAAGCUUAGACAAGACUUGGCCAAGGCUUCUGGAGUGGACCCGAGCAAAAUACGUGGAGGAAGAAAGCGGUCGCUGAUUGAGAUGUACACGGACAUUCUGAAUCUGCUCACUGACUUUGAUGCCAAGUCCAACAGGAAGGACGGGAAAUUCAUCAACACUCUGCCUCAGGUGGUGGUGGUUGGAGACCAGAGUGCUGGCAAGACGAGUGUCCUGGAGAUGGUUGCUAAUGCUCGUAUAUUCCCACGGGGAGGAGGGGAGAUGAUGACUCGUAGUCCCACCAUGGUUACCCUUAGCGACGGACCAGAGCAUGUUGCAAUAUUCCACGGUAGCAGUAAGGUGUAUGAUCUCACCAAGGAGAGGGACCUUUGUGCCAUCCGCACCGAGAUUGAGCGUCAGAUGAGAGUCAGCGUCCAAUCAGGGAAGACCGUGAGCUCUCAGCCCAUCUCCCUCACCGUGUACGGACCCCACCUCAAGAGAAUGGUCCUGGUUGACCUCCCAGGAAUCAUCAGUACUGUGACCACUGGUAUGGCUGUUAACACAAGAGAAGAUAUCAUCAAAAUGUGCAGACAGUACAUGCAGAACCCAAACGCCAUCAUCAUGUGCAUACAAGAUGGUUCGGUGGAUGCUGAGAGGAGCAUAGUGACAGACAUUGUCAGUCAGAUGGACCCAGAAGGCUCUCGUACGAUAUUUGUGCUCACCAAAGUUGACCUGGCGGAGAAGGGUGGAGUCAAACAAGACAGGAUGCUCUCAAUUCUGGAUGGCCAGUUGUUUCCAAUGAAGGCCCUUGGAUACUAUGCCGUGGUUACUGGGAGAGGUAACAGUGGGGAGGGCAUUGAUGAGAUACACAAGUACGAGAGAGACUACUUUGCUCGCUCCAAACUAUUCCAGAAUGGUAUGCUGAGAGAAUCCCAGCUGUCCACACGUAACAUGGUGACGGCUGUGACGGAAGAGUUCUGGAAGAUGGUCCGGGGGUCCAUCAACGAUCAGGCACUUCACUUCAAGACUCUGCGGUACAACCUAGAGGCUGAGUGGCGUAAUAGGUACCCUGGGGGAAGGACACUGGACAGAGACGACCUUUUUGAGCUGGGCAAAGCAGAUAUCUUGACCGAGGUCGCCAGUCUGCAGGUUCUCCCACCCAACAAGUGGGAGAUGAUUCUGAGCGAGGGACUCUGGGACAGAAUGGCCCCCAAAGUGUUGGACAUCUUUAUGGCAGCUGCUCAAGGACGUUCGCCAGGAGAAUUCAACACAUCAGCUGAUAUCCAACUGCAUAAGUGGGCUGACAGCCAAGAGCUGGCGAAGCUGUGCACUGAGGUUGGUCUGGAGACAAUGUUUGAACAGCUACACACCAAACUGGAGGAUGGGGGAGAGGGAGGGGCCAAUCGGUUCCACUCCCUGAGUCAGGGCCUUCGUGAGGAGAUAGAGAGACUGGGCAGGACACAACACCAGUGGGAGGGGUACAACGUCGAUCAGCUGAAAUACGUUCAGAUGUCAGCACUGGAUGACAAGGACGUCCAGACAGCGGAACAGUGGGAAGCAGCCGUCCAGUUCAUGAGCUCCUCUCUUAAGAAGCAGAUACGAGUGGCAGAGGAGGAGAUGCAGAGGAUGGAGGGACCCACGUCUUAUUACGAUCGCUGGAUCAGGUGGAAGGGGCAGAAUGAGUUGGAGAUCAAGAGGCAAGCCGUCGCUAAUGAACUCAAUAACUUCCUACGAGCAGAGCCGUCCCACCCGAACAAGCUCUACGCUGAUGAAGUGAUGACAGUGCAGAGAGUGCUCAAGACCAACGGAUAUUCUGUCUCUGAAGAGGAUGUACAGUACGUGUGGGAGCGUGUGUACGACCUCCACUUUCUACGAGAGGCUGAGGAAGUGGCCAACAAGUGUCAGUGGGGGUUCAACCUACGCCACCACAGCACUGAGUACACGUGUUCGGAGGUAGAGUUUUUCUGGCGAGUGGAGCAGGUCAUCAAGAGCUCGGCCCGUACACUCAGAGUACAGAUACUGGACAGAGAGGUGCGACAGCUAGAGCAACAGGUGAAGACAACACUGGACUCCAUUGCUGGGGAUGAGGGGAGAAAGAGAGAGGUGAUCAGGGGAGAUGCCGUGGACAAGGCAGAGCAACUAAAGCAAGUGCGUAUGAUUCAAGAGAAGUUGGACACAUUCAGAGAAGCACUCAAGACACAACAAAGAGACUGAAUGAACCCUCUAUAAUUAUAGUAACUUCCGUUUGUAUGUAUACAGUAAUACUGAUUGAUUCAUUUAGUGAUUGUUCAUAACUGCAUGUAGAUCAUUAAUAUCUCACUGUAUAAUUAUUUGUAAUUGUUGUG
This is a messenger RNA of Halichondria panicea, 2954 nucleotides long. Its product is annotated as dynamin-like 120 kDa protein, mitochondrial. The record is from RefSeq and is a predicted model, not a curated record. Gene Ontology annotation, molecular function: GTP binding; GTPase activity; microtubule binding. Lineage: Eukaryota; Metazoa; Porifera; Demospongiae; Suberitida; Halichondriidae. Gene Ontology annotation, biological process: mitochondrial fusion. Gene Ontology annotation, cellular component: cytoplasm; microtubule; mitochondrial membrane. The transcript is spliced from 23 exons. The coding region runs from base 61 to 2823 and encodes 920 amino acids.